Molecule: messenger RNA, 1320 nt
Organism: Gasterosteus aculeatus aculeatus (three-spined stickleback)
Lineage: Eukaryota; Metazoa; Chordata; Actinopteri; Perciformes; Gasterosteidae
Gene: ucmab
Product: upper zone of growth plate and cartilage matrix associated b
Biological process (GO): regulation of osteoblast differentiation; embryonic skeletal system development
Cellular component (GO): extracellular matrix
Source: RefSeq, a predicted model, not a curated record
ACCAUGGCAGGGUGAGAGACGAUGUGUGGUGAUCACUGGUGGUUGUUGAGUGUUGUCCUCUCCACACCGCCGUGUCCUCAUAGCGUCUGCGGGGGGGCGGGAAGGGGGAAACAGCGCCUCCCGGCGGUCGCUGAUGGAACCUGCAGAACAAGGUUUUCAGAGCGGCCCCACAGCGGCCCCUGGUGGAGUCAAUAUUCCUCCGGGCUCCCACCUCCACCUCCCACCUACCCACCUCUCCCUCCUGGUGGUCCACAUAACCCGUAUCUCCCAGCAACGUCAGACACAGCGCUGAAGAUGUCCUGGACAUACGCGACCCUCCUGGCUCUCCUCACUGUGCUUCUGGCACUUUGCUGGUCUCCAGAGGCCGAGUCUGCAGCUGUGCACAGCAGCACAGGCAUCGCUAAAGAGCCACAAGGGCCGCUGAAGGAGAUCUUCAUGAAGGAGGAAGACGCCUCAAACUUCUUCAGGAGACGCAGCAGACGGGGGGCGAAGUCUCAGGAUGAGAUUAACGCGGAGCAGAGGCAGAUUCUGGCUGCAGAUGAGCGGAAGAGAGAGUUUCACGAGCAGAAGAGGAACGAAUUUGAGAGCUACGCUGAAGAGGAGAAUGACGAACAAGACGAGAGGACCAGAGAGAGCACCGAGCAGUGGAGGGAGUUUCACUACGACGGGAUGCAUCCUCCUCACGAGUAAAACAGUCAGUGCGUCUGAGGCCGAGGGCAGCGAGGGAGGAGGUGAAGCUUUAAUGAGACCUCCAGCUACGCGAUGAGGCCUUUCUCUUCGGACAGGAAUAUAGUAAUAUCCAAAAACCUACGCUAUUGCAAUUUCUAGCAUUGUCCAACUAACAGACAAUAAAACAUGAUAUUUACUUUUAUAUAAGUGGACAGAGAAAAAUGUGAAAAACUGAAGGGUUUGCUUAAAAAAUAUAUGAAGUUCACAGAAAAACAAAUGGACAGCAUCCUCUCCAGAGUAAAUAACAAAUUGUUAUUCAAGCCCUAUAAUCCAAAUAGACUUGUUCCAGAUCUGUCAACAGAUGUUUCUAACAGCUGCGUUCUCUUAAACCCUUCACAGGAGUAACGCAUCCCUUUCUGCAGCAGACAUUCCAUCGCUUCAAAAUCGUGUUUAGAAACAAAUUCGGAAAACUAUGAAGGAGGGCUUGGGUUGGAUAGAUGUGCAAUGAUUUUUAUGCCUCCAGAAGUGUGAAUAUACCUCUUUAACCAUACAGCUUGUACUAUACAUUGACUCACCUGUGAUGAAAUGAAGUCUCUUAACAAUCAUUUAAAAAUCUGUAUUUUUAUUGUAAUAAAUAUGUACAAACUGAAA